AUGGCUCUGUUGAAAAAACCUGAAAACUGCAAAGUUUUGGAGGGGUACCGAAUGGUUGUUGAAAGAGGAAAGGAGAGAUUGAGGCGAAAGCGGAACAGAGGGAGUUUAAUCAGUGAAAAGCCCCUUGCUGUUCCUGUUGCUCCUCCUACCAUCUCAGGACACAAAUUUCUCAUUCCUUCCUCGACCUCGAUCUUCCUCGACCUCGAUCUUCCUCACGCGAUUGUGAACUUGCCCAACUUGUCAGUCGAACUCACUCACUACCGCAUUGUACAAUUUUUCCG
Messenger RNA from Sphenostylis stenocarpa, 281 nucleotides. NCBI's taxonomy places the organism in Eukaryota, Viridiplantae, Streptophyta, Magnoliopsida, Fabales, Fabaceae. The record is from the annotation of a GenBank genome assembly.